Molecule: messenger RNA, 372 nt
Organism: Striga asiatica
Lineage: Eukaryota; Viridiplantae; Streptophyta; Magnoliopsida; Lamiales; Orobanchaceae
Source: the annotation of a GenBank genome assembly
AUGAUAGGAGAAGUCAAAAAUGGUUUCAAUUCUGUCCCACAAAUUCUGUUGUUUCUUAUUCAUAACAAGGAUAAGAUGGCAACUGGAGCUGGACUCGAGUCUCUUGUUGAUCAAACAAUUUCAAUUAUCACAAAUGACGGGCGAAAUAUUGUGGGUGUCCUGAAAGGUUUUGAUCAGGCUACCAACAUAAUUCUUGAUGAAUCCCAUGAACGAGUGUACUCCACCAAGGAAGGUGUACAGCAGCUUGUGUUGGGCCUCUACAUCAUAAGGGGUGAUAACAUAAGCAUAGUCGGGGAGUUGGAUGAAGAGCUAGAUGCAAGCUUGGAUUUAUCAAAGCUCAGAGCUCACCCUUUGAAGCCAGUCAUCCACUGA